GCUCGGCAUUCUCAACCCCGAACAUUCCAAUGGAAACUGGCCUGAAUACAACCCAAAUGGUGGACGCUCUUCCCACUCAAGAACCAGAGCAUAUUCAAUAUCAUGGCCUUCCUGUCACCGCUGAAGCAAGCAUGACGCGCGAUGAUUCGCAGACUUGGUACGCCGUGUUCUUCGAGCAAGCAGAGUGUGUGCCCCAUCGGGACGGAAAACACGUCAUCGUUCGCUGGCCAAAUCUACCGCGGGGGCACAUACAUGACUAUGGGCGAGAAUCGACAGGCUGGCCAGUGGUCAAGAUGCAAAAUGUGUACCGACGCUUGGGCGAAGAUAACGCCAGGAUUGUUCGUUACGGCGGUAUCCUUGAUGACGGCAGUCUACUCGUCGAGAGGCUGUGGCCCGGCCCGUUCGACUUCAAGCUGCCGGUAAUGACUGUCCCUGUACCUGCGAAGCGCGAUCGUAAUGACCAGACGAUGCUGAGCUUAUAUUAUCGAUGGGCUCUCCAAGGUCUCGCGGCGCUCGCCGCAUUGCACUCGCGUGGAAUAUAUCUCAGAACAUUUUCCUCUCAGAUGGUGUGGCUGCGCUCUGACUAUUCGCUCGCGCUGACCGGAUUUGUUGGCGCCGAAAUCGCCGGCGAUGAGACAGAUUACGGAGAUGGCGGCCGCGUGCGGGAAGAGCUUAUGGAAUUCGACGAGGAAGCAAUACAUGGCUGCGUCAAGGAAGAUAUCUACUACUGGGCGACGUUCGUGUGGAGACUCAUGACGAACGAUUAUACAGAUGAUCCACCCUCGGUUGGAACAGGCUGUUGGGAGCCAUGUUGUCCAGUUGAGGGUGGUUGCAAACCAUAUGAUGACAAUAGGGAAGCCUUCGACGAAAGAUUCUUGAAUAAUGUGUGGCAAGAGCUGGAAGAGGCGCGGCUGGGCAAGGUGUUAGUGAACGCGUGGAAUAGGAAGUAUACAACUGUCGACGAGGUGGCCGAGAACAUUAGGUCCAUUGCAUCGAACAUGAAUAUCGCAGUCAUUGACGAUGAGGUGGAAAUAGAUGGGAAGUGGGAGGAUGUGUUUGAAGUCGUUGAGACGGGACUACGGCCGCACGCUCGCAUUCUCAGAUUCAAAAACCCAGAAUCAGGUUUGUAGAUACACUUCGAUCUGACUGUUCAAGCAUAAUCUCAUGCACGGGGAAUGAGCACAUGCCUCAAAGUCAAGCCAAAGAUCCACUUCCAUCGACUACGACGCGCCAAUACAGUAAGUAUAUCCUGGCCACUCCAUAACAAUCACCCCAGGCGGCGGAUUUAGUGCAUAC
This is a messenger RNA of Didymella exigua CBS 183.55, 1296 nucleotides long. RefSeq lists its product as uncharacterized. Bases 30 to 1130 code for a protein of 366 amino acids. Lineage: Eukaryota; Fungi; Ascomycota; Dothideomycetes; Pleosporales; Didymellaceae. The transcript has 2 exons. The record is from RefSeq and is a predicted model, not a curated record.